GGAGGGAGCACCAGAGGAGGGGAAAGUAGAUGAGAGGGAGAAGUAAAGAGGGAAACUGAGGGAGUCAGGAGAAGAGAGGAGACUAAAAGGAAAGGAGCGCAAAAAAAAGGAGGACAGAUCAGCAAAUAAGCCUAGUAGCAUUCCUCUCGCAGCUGCAGUGAUCCAGGCUGGGAGGGGAACUUUAGCUCACCGGGAGAAAUAAUAAAAACCAAACAAGAAUUUUCUAUAUAUUUUCUCUGAGCUAAGAAACCAGAAGCUACUGUAAAAAAGGAAAGGGAGCAAGAAGAGAGCUUCUGCAGCCUCCGAGUGUCCUGCAGGGAAAGAUGGAUUCAGAUUCUGGAGAGCAGAGUGACGGAGACCUCUCUCCAGGGCAGGAGAGCUUCAACUCCCGUUCCCUGGCUCUGCAGGCCCAGAAGAAGAUCCUGAGUAAGAUGGCCACCAUGGUGGUGGCUAACAUGCUGACGGAUGAUACCAGCAGUGAGAUCUUGGACGAGCUCUACAAGGCGAGUCGGGAGUUCACCAAGAGCAAGAAGGAGGCCCACAAGAUCAUCAAGGACGUCAUCAAGAUUGCUCUGAAGAUUGGCAUCUUAUACCGUAACCACCAGUUCAGCCCGGAUGAGCUGGACACAGUGGAGCGCUUCAAGAAGAAGAUGAACCAGGCGGCCAUGACGGCGGUGUCGUUCUACGAGGUGGAGUACACCUUUGACCGGAAUAUUCUGUCAGAGCUUCUGCUGGAGUGCAGGGACCUGCUUCACGCCUUGGUCGAGCAGCACCUGACCGCACGCUCACAUGCCCGCAUCGAUCACGUUUUCAACCAUUUUGCCCACGGGGAGUUCCUGGCCGAGCUGUACGGAGACGGAGAGGAGUACAGACUCUCUCUGAGGAAGAUCUGCAAUGGCAUCAACAAACUGCUGGACGAAGGAACGCUUUAACCUCUUGCACUUGACCCCUUUCACCUCAAGCUCUUUCUCCCUUUGCUCCUUUUCUCGCUGGCCUCUCCUUUGUAUGUCCUUUUCACUUGACUGCCACAUCCUCUUAUUGCUCUCGUCUUCCUGUUUCUUCCGCAUCGAUUUCCACGGAGGUUGUUGUAACAUCCUGCUGUUAUGGUUCAAUGAGGGAUUCUUUUUUUUUUUUUUUGGACUGUCUUUACACUCAGUGGAAUCCUUUCUGCACGCUAAGACAGCCUGUUUCACAUUGUAUGCAUUUUACAUCCUCUUUGUGUGCAAAAGUGUACUGUACCAAUGGCCAAAAAAAAACUUGCAGUAGGUAUAUUUGGAUAUGGAAGAUAAUCAGUUGUAGUAAUCAGUCUUUCUAUGUGUGGUUGCAUGUGUGCGUGUAUGAGAGGAUGGCUGCGUGUGCUUGUAUGGGAUCCGCUUGAAUAACGUUGUGUAGUGUUUGUACAUAAGACCAAUAAUGACCUGGUAUGUAUUAUGUAUCUGUGUCAAUCUUCUCAACAAGGGUGUAACACGUGUCCUUUAUUAAAGAUUUCUUUAAAUCAUUA
Messenger RNA from Pelmatolapia mariae (spotted tilapia), 1501 nucleotides. It is a transcript of the gene tnfaip8l3, whose product is annotated as tumor necrosis factor, alpha-induced protein 8-like 3. Gene Ontology annotation, cellular component: cytoplasm. Bases 324 to 932 code for a protein of 202 amino acids. The record is from RefSeq and is a predicted model, not a curated record. Lineage: Eukaryota; Metazoa; Chordata; Actinopteri; Cichliformes; Cichlidae. Gene Ontology annotation, biological process: regulation of apoptotic process. The transcript has 2 exons.